AUGGCAGCUGCCCCAUCCCUUUACGCAGCCUCAACAGGCCUCUGCGCAGACUCGAUCGAAUCCGUCCCAGGAGUGCAAGGCCUCUUCGCCCUCGCCACAUAUCAAGUGGACAAGCACGAGCAAGAGCAAGCGCAGUCCUCCACCUCCAGCGCUACUCCCGAAUCCGCACAGGUCCACAGCAGCAACGAGGAAGACGAAGACGACACAGAGGAACAGGACGCAGAACCGAGCAGCUCGACGAGUCCGGAAUACACAAGGCGCGGUACAUGCAGCCUUUACUAUGCUUCGCCAUCGUUGAGCGCGGCAGGACGGGUGGCCUGUGAAAAGGUCGACAUGAUCGAGACGCCGGCGAUUCUGGACAUGAAGUGGUCACUCACCAGGGACAGCGAUGCGUCCGAGGCGCGGAGGGUGCUCGGCGUGGCAAAUGCUAAAGGUCAGAUCACACUGCAUCGUCUACAGCAAAGCGUGGGCGCGAAAGUGGGCUCGAAGCUGCAACCUCUGGGAGAGCUGCAGUUCAACAACCGCAACGCUCUUUGUCUCAGUCUCGACUUCUCAGAUCGCACCGGAGGACACGUUGGCGGAUAUGAUAUGGCCGACUUGGCACGAGACACCUCGAUGAUCGUCUCUCAAAGCGAUGGCUCUCUCGCGUACCUGCCGAGCUUAGAAGCUGCACUUUCCAGCUCUAGUACCACACUUCCAGCCGAGGACAUUGCGUCGGAACUUGCUCGGACAUCGAUACACAAAGGAGGUCCCGCCAGCGACGAGCAGGAAGACGACUGGGAUAGAACCAGCGAAGACGAGCGACAAGCCUCUCUCGAAGCCGCACACACUGCACUCAACUCUGGCUUCCCCGCCAGACCGCACGGACUGACCGCCUGGGCAGCACACGACUUCGAAGCCUGGAUCGCCGGCUUCGACUGCUUCCACCCGACCACCGUCUGGUCUGGUGGGGACGAUCUCAGCCUGAAAGGCUGGGACGUGCGUUCCCCCUCACACCCUCCUAGACCGACCUUCACCUGCUCCAAACCCUUCAGCGGCGGCGUGACGUCUCUCCAAUCGCACCACCUGCGAGAGCACGUCUGGGCGGUGGGGAGCUACGAUUCGCACUUGCGCCUGUUUGACGCACGCAUGCCAGCACGUCCGCUGAGCGAGACGCACGUCGGUGGCGGAGUGUGGCGCAUAAAAUGGCAUCCGGAGGACGCAGGGUCGGUGCUCGUCGGGUGCAUGCACGACGGAUUCAAGGUGUUGCGGCUGGCCGAGCUGACAGAGGAGGCGGUGGGCGCGGCGGCGUUGAGGGGGAAAGAGUUGGACGUGAUUACGAGGUUCGACGAGCAUGCUAGUCUGGCGUAUGGCUGCGAUUGGGACCGGGGUGCGCAAGGAGGUGGAGGGAAGCAGACAGACCGCGUCUACAGCUGCUCGUUCUACGAUGCGUCUCUUCAGAUCUGGGACUCUCAAGCAGCGUGA
This is a messenger RNA of Sporisorium graminicola, 1464 nucleotides long. RefSeq lists its product as uncharacterized. The record is from RefSeq and is a predicted model, not a curated record. Lineage: Eukaryota; Fungi; Basidiomycota; Ustilaginomycetes; Ustilaginales; Ustilaginaceae. The transcript has a single exon. The coding region runs from base 1 to 1464 and encodes 487 amino acids. Gene Ontology annotation, molecular function: protein binding.